AUGAACAGCACGUCGAGACUGGGAGAGGAGAGGAUCCCUCUUUCCUUCAAGGUGAUUGUGGAGCCAACACUGACUGAUACAAGGCCUGCGGGGACUUCUGGGGAGGACUUCCGUGCCAAUAGAACGGUACCGCCCCAGGAGGUAGUGAAGGAGCUGCAGGAGAACGUGGAUGACUACAUCGCCGCGCUGAAGAAUGAGACUACCCUGGCGACAAAGAUGAAGAAAGCAAUCGACGACAUCGCUGCUGUUGUUCAAAAUGGGAUCGAGUUUGAGAAAGAGAUCUCAGGGGCAGCUGUGGUGGACAUGCAGGUUCUGCUAUUCAAUACGAGGAAUAUGCUCAAAAACAAGGAGCGAUAUAUGUCUUCCUUCAAGAAUGAAAGCAACGAACAGCAGGGCGUCGCGCGCCGUCUACGGAGCACUAUGAUUAAGCAACAACGUAGCGUCCAGAUACAAAAGCAGUUUGCAAAAGCCAGCCUUUCUGAGCUCUCUCAAUCAUACAUAUCGACUUCGACUCGGGAUGAGACGCGGGUGACCAAUUACGGUGAUACAAGCAUGUCCACAAACGAUUCGCUCCAAGAAGAGCUGUCGUUUUUGCGCCGGCGAGUGGC
Molecule: messenger RNA, 608 nt
Organism: Guillardia theta CCMP2712
Lineage: Eukaryota; Cryptophyceae; Pyrenomonadales; Geminigeraceae
Exons: 3
Source: RefSeq, a predicted model, not a curated record